This is a messenger RNA of Chelonus insularis, 1744 nucleotides long. RefSeq names its product putative inorganic phosphate cotransporter. The transcript is spliced from 7 exons. Bases 214 to 1665 code for a protein of 483 amino acids. Gene Ontology annotation, molecular function: transmembrane transporter activity. Gene Ontology annotation, biological process: transmembrane transport; monoatomic anion transport. The record is from RefSeq and is a predicted model, not a curated record. Gene Ontology annotation, cellular component: membrane. NCBI's taxonomy places the organism in Eukaryota, Metazoa, Arthropoda, Insecta, Hymenoptera, Braconidae.
UUGUAAUCGUAAAAUAAUCGCAGAAUUUUAAUGAAGAGGUGGGGAAAAUAAGUAAAUUCAUUACUUCGUCAAAUCAGUCAAGUACAGAGGCAAUUUUAAAACAGCGUAAAAAGAGUGAAAUAACUUUAACUAUUUAAAUUAAAUUCAGUGAAGUCAUAAAAACCGAUAGUUUAAAGUUAAAUUCAAUGCAAGUUAAUAAAUUGCACUUACACAAUGACGGUAAACGGUAAAGAUAACAUGAUCAUCACCGAUAAGACGGUAAAAUCACCAGGUGGUCUUGGAAUCAGACAUUUACAAUGUUUGUUGCUAUUUUUUGGUGUGACGAUUGCUUAUGGAAAUCGUCUUUGCAUGUCUGUUGCCAUCAUUGCAAUGAAAGGCGAAGAAAAAGAAAAUGGAUUAAAUUCCGCAAAUGGUGGUAUCGUGUUGAGUUCUUUCUUUUGGGGCUAUACAUUGAUGCAAAUACCAUCUGGAUAUUUUGCCAAAGAAUGGAGUGCAAAGUUAAUUUUAGGCUGGGGAGUAUUGAUCAAUGGAUUAUCAUGUAUUCUAGUACCAUUUGGUAACGAUCAUGGUGGUUGGCGAGUUAUUUGUGCUUUUAGAGUCAUCAUGGGCCUGAGUCAAGCUUGUCUUCUUCCUUGUGUGCAUACUCUUUUAUCAAAGUGGGUUCCACCACGAGAAAGGGGGAGAUUAGGUAGUUUAACUUACUCAGGUGCUCAAUUUGGAACUGUUGUAAGUUAUCCGAUAUCUGGACUAUUGGUACAAUACAUGGGAUGGAGAAGUGUUUUUUAUUUUUUCGGAGUUGCUGCUAUUUGUUGGUCUAUUAUUUUUAUUCUCUAUGGAUCAGAUUCACCAACCAAUCCUACUCAUUCAUGGGUACUUAAUUGCUGCAUCAUAAGCGAACCCGAGAAGAAGUAUAUUGAGAGUAGCUCUGGAAAUAAAUCAACAAUAAAAAAAAAUUUAAAAACACCAUGGGGACGUAUUCUUUCAUCAACGCCGUUCUGGGCUUUAGCAGUGGCUCAUUGUGGUCAAAACUGGGGUUUUUGGAUGUUAUUAACAGAAAUGCCUACUUAUAUGGCACGUGUUCUUGACUUUGAUUACGAAGAGAAUGGUUUAAUAUCGGCGCUACCAUAUCUGACGAUGCUGUUAUUGACAUUUCCAGUGAGUUGGUUAUCAGAUUGGAUACAAAAGAAAGGCGUAUCAAGAGGUUUAACUCGAAAAAUUUCCAAUUCCAUCGGUCAUUGGGGCCCAGGAUUAGCAUUGUUCGGAUUGGCUUUUGUUCCAAGGAACAUGAAAACUCUUGCAGUUGUUAUGUUAAUAAUUGCCGUAGGUUUGAACGUUGGCUCUCUAUGCGGAUUUCAACUAAAUCAUAUCGAUUUAAGCCCAAAUUUUGCUGGACUUCUUAUGUCAAUUACUAAUUGUUUAGCUUCAAUUAUAUCAAUUCUUGCUCCGUUAAUUGUUGGACAUAUUGUUACGGAAGAAUCAGAUGAAUUUCAAUGGCGAAUAGUAUUUUAUAUGUCGACUGCAAUAUAUUUUUUGGGAAAUUUAGUAUUUAUUAUUCUUGGAUCCGGAGAAGUUCAAAAAUGGGAUGAUCCAUUCCUUAAUACUGGAUCAAUUGAAUUGUCUGGAAAAAUUUCAACAGUAUCCGCUGAUGUUACAGCAACAUUUUAAUAUUAUAAACGAUUCAUUAUUUCUUUUAACAAAUGAUUAUCAUCAUGAGCAUUAUUAAAUAUUAUUUUUUAAAGUCAAA